This is a messenger RNA of Durio zibethinus, 1620 nucleotides long. RefSeq names its product WAT1-related protein At5g40210-like. Gene Ontology annotation, molecular function: transmembrane transporter activity. Lineage: Eukaryota; Viridiplantae; Streptophyta; Magnoliopsida; Malvales; Malvaceae. Gene Ontology annotation, cellular component: membrane. The record is from RefSeq and is a predicted model, not a curated record.
UUUCUUAAACUAAACACCUAACUAGAGUUUUUAUACAAGAGUGCUGGCAAGCUUAAAACCAAUAAAAACUUUCUAAUCUUGCUUCAAGUAACCGGGCGAGUUGGGCAAACUAUAAGGGUCAAUUAUGCGGUACAAAAAUGUCAUCAGAUUGUUUCUUUUUUCAUUUUUCCUUUUGAUCCGACAUCAUAUUAUUUCAUAGUGUGGUAUCUUUGCAAAAUCCAAAGUCCCCCCUUUCCUCCCAUCUUUCUCACCUCUUUUCUAUAACUUAGGAAGGUGACCCGUUUAUCUUCUGCCUCCUACAUAGAAUAGCACCACCCCGAAAGGUAAAGGCACAUACAGACAGGAGAUAAGAUGUGGGGAGCAAGUGUAACUGCUGUAAUGGUUUUAACGGAGUUCCUAGAUGUUGGCUUAAACACUGUAAAUAAAGCUGCCAUGAACAGAGGACUCAGUGAUUUUGUUCUAGUUUUGUAUUCAAACAUCUUUGCCAUCUUCAUUCUUGCUCCAUGCAUUUUCAUCUUCUACAGAAAAAGAACCCCACCCCUGAUUACAUGGUCCACCAUCUGCAAAAUCUUCCUUCUAGGCGUGCUCAGUUAUGCUGGACAGAUAUGCACAUACAUUGGAUUAGGAUAUGCCUCUCCAACUCUGGCCUCGGCCAUGGCUGAUCUUACUCCAGCCUUCACCUUCUUAUUCUCCAUCAUCUCUAGGAUGGAGAAGCUGGACUUGGGAAUCAAAAGCAGUCACGCAAAGUCUUUAGGCACUUUGGCAUCAAUCUCUGGGGCUUUAGUUGUGACUUUAUACAAAGGCAUGCCACUUACCGGUACUCCAUCAAAGAACAGAUUGCUUGACGAAGUUCUUGUGAUUCCUCAAUCAAACUGGAUAGUUGGAGGUUUUUUGCUUGCAUCUCAUAGUGUUAUCUUCGCAAUUAUACUUAAUGUUCAGACUUGGAUUAUAAGGGGCUACCCUGCAGAGAUGAUGGUAACACUCAUUUGCAACAUCUUUGUCGCCAUCCUAUCUUCCGUUGUCUCUGUGAUCGUAGAGAAGGACCCAAAUGCUUGGAGACUUGGGCUGAAUAUGGAGUUAAUAGCGAUUGUGUACACAGCAGCUUUCGCGGUAGCAUUUCGAAGUGUGGUUCACAAAUGGGCGUUGCGCAAGAAAGGGCCUAUCUAUGUUUCCAUGUUUAAGCCACUAGGGAUGGUCAUCGCUCUUGCAAUGGGGAUUACCUUUCUUGGGGACAAACUUUAUCUUGGGAGUUUACUUGGAGUCGCCAUAAUUGCUAUUGGAUUUUAUGCUGUGAUUUGGGGGCAAGCCCAAGAAGACAAAAUGGUUGCAGACACAGAAAUUUGUGACUCUGAACAAUCCUCAACUAAGCACCCUCUACUCUCGAACAGGGGCUUGGUGGUAUAGUGGUUUUAAGAAAACAUUAAAAAAAAAAAAAGUGUUGGUGAAAAAUCUAGGAGGAAAAUGGAAUAAGUAUGUAGAUCUAAUCCCCCGCCUCUCAUCAAAAUCCUUUUUUACGUACAACAAAUUGAAAUAAAAAAUAUUCCAAUAAAUUGUGAUUCAGAUUAGCAUCUUGAACAUUUUUUUUUAAGGAAACUGAUUGACCUUUUAUGUAAGACUAGU